This is a messenger RNA of Myotis lucifugus (little brown bat), 3122 nucleotides long. Its product is annotated as guanylate-binding protein 5-like. Lineage: Eukaryota; Metazoa; Chordata; Mammalia; Chiroptera; Vespertilionidae. Gene Ontology annotation, molecular function: GTPase activity; GTP binding. The record is from RefSeq and is a predicted model, not a curated record.
GAGGUUGGGAAACCAACUUCUAAUCCUCUGCUCUCUCUGUGUGUCAGGGGGAGGGGACUAUAAAGAAAACUAAAAUCCCCAGGAUUUGUUCAGGAAGAAGUUUACCAGAAACCAGCACAGCUAAACUGAGAGAGUUAGGACUCACAACAAUCUCGUGAAGCAGCUUUGUUACCAGCUCUAAAAGAUACCUGCUGUUGAUUUUAUAGUCAAGACAAGGUCACACCCUGGACAUGGCCUCAGAGAUCCACAUGCCAGAACCAGUCUGCCUCAUUGAAAACAUCGAAGGGAAACUGGUAGUUAAUCAGAAAGCUUUGGAGAUCCUCUCUGCCUUCACCCAGCCCCUUGUCGUGGUGGCUAUUGUGGGCCUCUACCGCACUGGCAAAUCCUACCUGAUGAACAAACUGGCUGGGAAAAAUGAGGGCUUCUCUGUUGGAUCCACAGUGCAGUCUCACACCAAGGGAAUCUGGAUGUGGUGUGUGCCUCAUCCAGAGGAGCCAAACCACACCCUGGUUCUGCUGGACACCGAGGGACUGGGAGAUGUAGAGAAGGGUGACCAGAACAAUGAUACUCAGAUCUUUGCACUGGCAAUACUAUUGAGUAGUACUUUUGUUUACAACACCAUGAACAAAAUUGACCAGAGGGCUAUCGAUCUAUUGCAUUAUGUAAUAGAACUGUCAAAUCAGCUCAGGACAGUUUCUCCACUUGAUCUUGAUGGGGUUGAAGAUGCAGCGGAUGCUGUGAGCUUCUGUCCAGACUUAGUGUGGACUCUGAGAGAUUUCUACCUUUCCCUGGAAGCAGAUGGGAGACACAUCACAGCAGAUGACUACCUGGAGAACUCGUUGAAGCUGAAAGAAGACACUGAUGAAAAUCAUAAAAAUUUCAAUUUGCCCCGUCAUUGCAUACAGACAUUCUUUGCAAGAAAGAAAUGCUUUGUCUUUGACUCGCCCACUCACCGGAAGAAGCUUGCCCAUCUUCCGACACUGCACAAUGAUGAACUGGAUCCUGACUUUGUGCAACAAGUGGCAGAUUUCUGUUCCUACAUCUUUCACCAUUCCAAGGCAAAAACUCUUUCAGGAGGCAUCAAGGUUAAUGGACCUCGUCUAGAAAAUCUGGUGCUGACCUAUGUCAAUGCCAUCAGCAGUGGGAACCUGCCCAGCGUGGAGAAUACAGUCUUGGCCUUGGCCCAAAUCAAGAAUUCAGCUGCAGUACAAAAAGCCAUUGCCCACUAUGACCAACAGAUGGGCCAAAAGGUGCAGCUGCCCACGGAAAACCUCCAAGAGCUGCUGGACCUGCACAGGACCAGUGAGAAGGAAGCCAUCGAAAUCUUCAUCAAUAAUUCCUUCAAGGAUGUGGACCAAAGGUUCCAGAAGGAAUUAGAGACCCUGCUGGAAGCAAAACAAGAUGACUUUCGUAAGCAGAACUUGGAGGCAUCAUCAGAUCGUUGCUCAGCUUUACUUCAAGAUAUUUUUGGUCCUCUAGAAGAAUAUGUGAAGCAGGGACUUUACUCAAAGCCUGGAGGGCACCGCCUCUUCAUUCAGAAGAGAGAAGAGCUGAAGGCAAAGUACUAUCAGGAGCCCAGGAAAGGAAUACAGGCUGAAGAAGCUCUGCAGAACUAUUUACAGUCCAAGGAGUCUGUGAGUGAUGCCAUUCUACAGACAGACCUGGCUCUCACCGCGAAGGAAAAGGAGAGGAAAGAAGCAUAUUUGAAAGCAGAGGCUGCAAAGGCUGAAGCACGUAGGUUGGAGGAGAUUCAAAGGCAGAACCAGAAAAUGAUGGAGGAGAGGGAGAGGCAGCAUCAGGAGCAACUGAGACAAAUGGAGAUAACAGAGCCCAACACGCUGGCACAGGAACAGAUGGCUCGGGAACGUCAGCUCCAGGAAGAGGCUGCAAAGCAGAGGGAGAGAGAAGAGGCUGAAAUAAGAAGACUUCAGAAUGAGAUUCAGCAACUACAGCAAGCAAAAUCACGAAAUGAUGAUUGUAUUUUACUCUAAAGCUAAACAUCUGAACUUCUUUUCAUGUUCACUUUCCACUGAAGAUAGAAAGAAACAAGAAACUAUAAAACAUGGGACAAUUACCAUUUAAAUAAAUGUUAUAAUAAUUAUAUCAAGCUUUUGUAUUGUUACAAAGUUAUGAUGCCCAUAACUGGUAAAAUGUACAUUUCAAUAGUUUCAAUGAUGAUUACUUCCUUGAAAAGAUUAUGAAUUGUAUAACAGAGGGCAUUUGAUCACUGCAUUUAUUUGGUAGAGAUAGUGGGCUGGUUCUCUCAGGGGAAACUUCCUCUUCUACCUCAAUGCCAUCCCUCUGAUUUUCUCUGGGGGGAUUGAAAGUGACCUAAGGGGUGUGUGAUUCACAAUAGGCUCAGUCAAAUGGGACUUGAUCAACAUCUUGAACUCACUCAGGUGGGCAGCACUCCUGUCAAGUGGUCAUAUGCUGGAUGCCAUUGCAGGGAGUCAUCACUUUACCUAGCUUCUUAGCAGCGACAAUGUUCGGUUCUCAACUGUGUGGAGGCAGUCAGUCUAUGGGAAGUGAUGUGACUACUGGUCGUGCUCAGUAGAGUUUGCUUAGGGAGAGUCUAAACUGUAAGCAAAUAGCACUGUAAUGAAGUAGAGGUGCUCUAGAAGUUAGAAAGAACUUCCGGUAUGGAAAUUGUGUCAUAGGCCAAAGAGCUAAAGAAGCCUUUUCUUUAUGUUAUCCUCAUCAAAGGCAUAACUUAAACAGGACUUUUUAUAUCAAAAAGCAGUUUAUACUGAAUUAAAUGAUUGUGUGCUAUGUCUUUAUAAUCCUUUAGAGCCUAUAAAUAAAUGGUAUAAGGAAUGCUAGAUAAAUGUGUCAAAAAUAUCUGAUGGGGCUCAUUUUAUUUUAUGCUUGCUUAUAAUGGUAAAGUUAAACAAUCUUAAUUCUUUGCAAUCAUGUAUGAAAACCUACUGAUUUUUCUUGAUAUUUAUGACUUGUAUACAUAUAUAUUUGUACAUAUUUUUAAACAUAAGGAACCAUAAACAGUUUUAAAUAACUCUACCACUUUGUUUCUCCAACUGUGGAAAGUCUAUGGGGAGGCCUCCUGAAUUUCCCUAAGGGGAUUAAGAAUUACUUUAAAGACUGAAAAUAAAACACAUUUUAUUACA